AUGUCGCUUGGAGUGCCAUUAUCGCAGAUUAUACAAGGACGAUCUGAGCGCGUACGAAGCGGUAUAAAAGGAUUAGACGCGGCUUUAAACGAUGGAUUUCAACCGCAAUCAAUUUACGAGGUAUAUGGAGUACCGGGAAUUGGGAAGACGAAACUUGGAGUACAGCUAAUGAAUGAAAACUGCGAGAAAACGAAAUGUCUUUGGAUAGACACGGUAGAGCAGGCACCUUUGAGCCUUAUAGAGGAUAGCGAGACAUGUUACUUCACCAGGGUUAAAAAGUUUACGCAACUGUGGUAUAUGUUCCAGCAUCUCGAGAAGUCAUAUGGGCUGAUAGUUAUUGACGGUUUUUCCCAACUAGUGGUAGAAUAUCUACGAGUAUAUGAGAAAAACUCUGGCAAAAGGGUUUCGCUACAUGAUUUUAAGGUAAAGAGCCUGAUUCACAUCUUUGCAAUUAUGACCAAGUAUGCCACAGCAAAUAACACUGUGAUAGUGCUUCUGAACGAUGCGAUGAACACAGGAUAUCAAGACUAUUCGGACGAAGCUGUCACGUCUUACCAGGGUGAUGCGUCAUCUGGCAGCUUCCUUGUAAAAUCUGUAAAGAAGAGGCAUAUUCAAGUGCUUAAGAGCGGGCUAAUAGCGAACGCUGCAGUUGGCGGAAAAGACGGCCGGUGGGAGGUCUUUUUGAGGAGCCGCAUAGGUCUCUUUUGGGUGUGGGAUCCUGCGUCAGAAAGCAAAGUUCCUGAUGUCCUGCGUCAAUUUGUAGUGUGGAAAAGAAGCAGCUCCCAACCGCAAAUUGUUUACGUGAAAACAAACGAAAGAGGGAAGUUCUGCGACGGUCCUGUUGCUCCUCCAGUAAAAAUGGCAUCAACAUCAACACCAAGCAUAACACCAAGCGUAACAACCCCAAGCGUAACAACAUCUCCGCCAAUCUCUUCAACAGAAAUUGGAAAAGAAAGCACUACUCCACGUACCGAAUCAGAAAAUGAAUCAGAAUUGGACAGUGCUUCAGAAUCGUCCAUACGCAAACGAAGAAGAAUUUUAAGGGCCGUUGUUCGUACCGACCCUGGCCCUACAUCGAACUCUGAACUCAUCAAGAGCCAUAGUCAACCACCCACACCAACUUUCUCCCAAAACAUAAUUCAGUUCACUCCAAGAAUAGUAUACUCUGAUGCUCCCGUAGAAUUCACAACACCGGAAGUGUCAACUUCGUCUAUAGGUUCACUACAGACAUCAGAUGAUUUAGACAUAGUUUAUAAUAGCGAAGGCUAG
This is a messenger RNA of Kluyveromyces marxianus DMKU3-1042, 1269 nucleotides long. RefSeq names its product putative DNA-dependent ATPase RAD55 (gene RAD55). The transcript has a single exon. Bases 1 to 1269 code for a protein of 422 amino acids. Gene Ontology annotation, biological process: DNA repair; meiotic DNA recombinase assembly; reciprocal meiotic recombination. Gene Ontology annotation, cellular component: Rad51B-Rad51C-Rad51D-XRCC2 complex; replication fork; Rad51C-XRCC3 complex. NCBI's taxonomy places the organism in Eukaryota, Fungi, Ascomycota, Saccharomycetes, Saccharomycetales, Saccharomycetaceae. The record is from RefSeq and is a predicted model, not a curated record. Gene Ontology annotation, molecular function: crossover junction DNA endonuclease activity; four-way junction DNA binding; ATP-dependent DNA damage sensor activity.